Drosophila albomicans is the source of this 720-nucleotide messenger RNA. RefSeq lists its product as uncharacterized. Lineage: Eukaryota; Metazoa; Arthropoda; Insecta; Diptera; Drosophilidae. Bases 57 to 581 code for a protein of 174 amino acids. The record is from RefSeq and is a predicted model, not a curated record. The transcript has a single exon.
ACUGUAACUUUCUUACUUGUUUUUAAAUCAAAACUACAAAUUAAUUCAUAGAGAGAAUGAAUAUUUCUUGGGAAACUGGUGUCUCUUUUCUGCGAGAUUUUGUAACAUCUCCCGUUGUGGCUUUGACAUUCACCAGCGUUGUGGGCUACAAGAUUUAUCGCAAUCUUUCGCAUCGUUUUGCGCAUCCCUCGUACGAUGACGAGGACUACAAGCGACAGGGUCACGUUGAGUUGCCCACUCCGCUGAAGGAUCUGCGUAUGAGUACCAGGAAUCUGGCUAUAUAUAAUGCAAAUAAUAACAAUGGCAUACUAUUGCUGGCUCUGGAGGGUGUAAUCUAUGAUGUUUCGAGUUGCGAGGACUUUGGACCAAACGGCAGCUUAAAGGAGCUCACGGGCACCGACAUCCUCACUUACAUUAAGAAGAGUGCCAAAGAAGAGGGAAAAUCAUUCGAAAAUCACUUGCACGGCUGGAAGAAUAUGCUCGACGAUCGCUUCUAUGUGGCAGGCGUGUUGCUAGACUACGACGAGGGCUCCGAUGGCGAUGGCAAACAGCAGACAGAACAAACGGCCGAGACCGAUUAGAAGCAUAUUGGAUAUAAUCCCUUAAUUAUGCAGAACUUUCGGGACGUUAUCGCAACAGCAGCAGCAGCAAGCAAUUAACCCAGCAUUUGAGCUCGGCACUCAAUAAUAAAGAAGCAUAAAUAAAUAUCUGCCAGAUUUG